Messenger RNA from Penicillium antarcticum, 1287 nucleotides. RefSeq lists its product as uncharacterized. The record is from RefSeq and is a predicted model, not a curated record. The transcript has 6 exons. Lineage: Eukaryota; Fungi; Ascomycota; Eurotiomycetes; Eurotiales; Aspergillaceae. Gene Ontology annotation, biological process: biosynthetic process; L-aspartate catabolic process. Bases 1 to 1287 code for a protein of 428 amino acids. Gene Ontology annotation, molecular function: L-aspartate:2-oxoglutarate transaminase activity; pyridoxal phosphate binding. Gene Ontology annotation, cellular component: mitochondrion.
AUGCUCUCCACUCUUAGAGUUGCCAGCCGCUCGGCUGCUCCCCAGGCCAACCAGCGCAUCGUCGUCCUCGGAGCUAGACAGGCCUCGGCCUGGGCUAACGUUCCCCAGGGUCCCCCUGAUGCUAUUCUCGGUAUUACCGAAGCUUUCAAGGCCGACUCCUUCAAGGAGAAGAUCAACCUAGGUGUUGGUGCUUACCGUGAUGACAAGGGCAAGCCCUACGUCCUGCCUUCCGUCCGCGCUGCCGAGGACAAGGUCGUGGCAUCCCGCCUCGACAAAGAGUACGCUGGCAUCACCGGUAUCCCCGCCUUCACCAGCGCCGCUGCUGAGCUCGCCUACGGCGCCGACUCCUCUGCCAUCAAGGAUGACCGCCUCGUCAUCACCCAGACUAUCUCCGGAACCGGUGCCCUCCGUAUCGGCGGAUCUUUCCUGAAGCGCUUCUACCCCGGCGCAAAGAAGAUCUACCUCCCCACCCCCAGCUGGGCCAACCACAAGGCUGUCUUCACCGAUGCUGGUCUCGAGGUUGCCAACUACAGUUACUACAACAAGGACACCAUCGGUCUUGACUUUGACGGUCUGAUCGCCGAUAUCAAGAACGCCCCCGAGAGCAGCAUCAUCCUGCUCCACGCUUGCGCCCACAACCCUACCGGUGUUGACCCUACUGAGGCUCACUGGCGCCAGAUCAGCGAUGUCAUGAAGGAGAAGGGCCACUUCGCCUUCUUCGACAUGGCCUACCAGGGCUUCGCCAGUGGUAACGCUGACAAGGAUGCCUUCGCUCCUCGUCACUUUGUCAAGGAGGGCCACAACAUUGCUCUGUGCCAGUCAUUCGCCAAGAACAUGGGUCUGUACGGUGAGCGUGUCGGUGCCUUCUCCCUCGUCUGCGAGAACACCGAGGAGAAGAAGCGCGUUGAGUCUCAGAUCAAGAUUCUCAUCCGUCCCCAAUAUUCCAACCCUCCCAUCCACGGCGCCCGUGUCGCCUCCACCAUCAUGAACGACCCUGCCCUCAACCAGCAGUGGCUCGGUGAGGUCAAGGGCAUGGCUGACCGCAUCAUUGAGAUGCGGUCUCUCCUCCGCACCAACCUCGAGAAGCUCGGCAGCAAGCACGACUGGUCCCACAUCACCAGCCAGAUCGGCAUGUUCGCCUACACCGGCCUGAAGCCCGAGCAGAUGGACGCCCUCGCCAAGGAGCACUCCGUCUACGCCACCAAGGACGGCCGUAUCUCCGUCGCUGGUAUCACCUCCGGCAACGUCGGCAGACUCGCCGAGUCCAUCUUCAAGAUCACCGGUUAA